AAUAGGUAAAUGAAGAAUUAUAAAGAAUUUUAGAUAUAUAAAAAAACACAUAAAAAGAAAUCAAACCUACAUCAAUCUAAAUUACCAAAUCCGAAGUCUUCUAAAAUGAAAAAUAUUUUACCCAAAGCCCACGUUUAUGUUAAACUUGUGGCCGACCUUCGACACCGUAAGAGAAACACAUCUCUGAACAAGCAUGCAAUGGAAAAGCCCUAAAAACAGGGUAGCCGAAACCCAAUAUUAGGAUAUCGAAUUCUUAUCCCCAAACUAACCCAACUGCUCUCCUUUGCUCUGCACUGUACCAAUACAAACUACCUCCUUUUCUUCUACUCAAUUUUUGGCGAAAACCCUAAACCCUUCCCUCUAGUAUCUCCUUUUUUUUUUUUUUUUUAGUAUUUUCUUUUCUUUUUCUCCAUCUAUAUUUAGCCUGUUCCCUUUGCAGCCAAAAAUAGGACUAUACCCAGAAAUUUGGAGUGAAGCCUAGCUUUUGCACUCCGGCUCUGAUAUUGAGGUAUGCUGCUGAAUCUCAUGUUGGCUCAAUAGUAGAUUUUACACGUUGAUAGAAGUCCAUAGAUGGAGAUAGUUGAGUCAAUACUUGAUAUUCCGGUGCAAGAUCCACCAGAGGAGGAGUUCUCUUCUGCUGAUUUGAUUUGGACAAAGUUUGGCACAGCGGAGCACCAUGAUGAUGUAGCACUCAUUCCUUAUGCUCGAGUAGAUGAAUUUAUAAUUGGAGAAUGCUCCAAUGUAGAAUGCCCAACACGAUUUCAUAUUGAGAGGGGACGGAAACGAUCAAUGGGCAGUUUAAAGGAGUACAAGAGUGAUGAAUAUUUGGAAUAUAGACUAUAUUGGUGUUCCUUUGGUCCUGAAAAUUAUGGGGAAGGUGGAGGUGUAUUACCUAGUCGAAGAUACCGUCUAAACACCCGAAAUCGGGCUGCUAGACCUCAAUCCAUGCGAGGAUGCACAUGCCAUUUUGUAGUGAAACGUCUUUAUGCUCAUCCAACGCUUGCACUUAUUAUAUUCAAUGAGAGACGCCAUAUAAACAAGUCUGGUUUUGUUUGCCAUGGGCCACUUGAUAAAGAUGCCAUUGGCCCUGGUGCUAAGAAAAUUCCAUAUAUUUCCAAUGAGAUUCAACAACAAACAAUGUCCAUGAUCUAUCUGGGUAUUCCUGAAGAAAACGUGCUAGAGAAACACAUCGAGUAUGUUCAACGGUACGGUGGUUCAGAUGCGACAGCUAGUACCCUUGCUUCUCAAUAUGUCCGCAAACUUGGCAUGAUCAUUAAGAGGUCAACCCACGAGUUAGAUCUAGAUGAUCAAGCUAGCAUUCGGAUGUGGGUUGAACGCAAUAAGAAAUCUAUAUUUUUCUAUCAGGACACUUCUGAGACAGAUCCUUUCAUUCUUGGGAUUCAAACAGAAUGGCAGUUGCAACAGAUGGUUCGUUUUGGCCAUCGCAGUCUCAUAGCAGCUGAUUCAACAUUCGGUAUUAAAAGACUCAAGUACCCUUUAUGCACUCUUCUUGUAUUUGAUUCAAGACAACAUGCAUUACCUGUUGCAUGGGUCAUUACCCGCAGUGUUGCAAAGCCAGAUGUGGCUAAAUGGAUGAAAGCACUGCUUGAUCGAGCUCGGAGCGUAGAUCCUGGAUGGAAGAUCAAUGGUUUUGUGAUUGAUGAUGCAGCCAUGGAGAUUGAUCCCAUAAGGGAUGCUUUUUGUUGUCCUAUCCUAUUUUCAAUUUGGCGUGUUCGUGGAUCCUGGUUGAGGAAUGUUGUUAAGAAAUGUUCCAACAUUGAAGUUCAGCGGGAAAUUUUUAAGCGCCUGGGAGAAAUAGUUUACAGCAUUUGGGGUGGCUUAGACACUUCAGUUGCCUUGGAAGAAUUAAUUCUUGAUUUUGUCGAUCAAUCUGCAUUCAUGGAGUAUUUCAAAUCCACUUGGGUGCCUAAAAUUGAAAUGUGGCUUUCAACAAUUAAAACUUUCCCACUUGCAAGCCAGGAGGCAUCUGGUGCCAUAGAAGCCUACCAUGUGAAGCUUAAAACAAAAUUGUUUGAUGAUUCACAUCUUGGUGCACUUCAGAGGGUUGACUGGUUAGUACACAAGCUAACAACUGAGUUGCAUUCAGCGUAUUGGCUUGACCGGUAUGCAGAUGAAAGUGAUUCUUUUCAACAUGUCAAGGAAGAAUACAUUGCAUCUACAUCUUGGCACCGAGCGCUGCAAAUUCCGGAUUCUGCUGUUACAUUAGAUGAUAAGGGCCACCUAUUUGCAAAGGUAGCAAGUCAGAAAGACAACAGCAGAACACAUUUGGUUUGGAACCCAGGAUCAGACUUUGCUUUCUGCGACUGUGCAUGGUCAAUGCAAGGAAACUUUUGCAAGCACGUCAUCAAGGUCAAUAUGAUCUGUGAAAAUGCCAAAGGCUGCAGACCUUCCAUGUCUUUUUGGUCAUUCAGGGAGAUAUUGAUCGAUCUUUGCAAGAAACCAAUGGAUGACUCAAUUGGAUUAGAUGAGUCAGUGGCCUGGACCCACCAGAUGCUUGAUCAAAUCAAACAACUUGUUGAAUUAAAUAGUUCAAAUGAUAUUGGCAUUGUGGUAAAUAAUAUGCCAUUGAAAUGGAUCUCUAAGAAGGGAAGAACAUUUGUUGGUAUACCAGCUUCACUUCCAGCUCUUCCAUCUGAUUCCAAGACCAUCACAAAGAAUGUGCAGAAGAGUCGGAAAAGGAAGAGGUUAUCAAGAUUAAGAUGAUCAUUGAAGUUGGUUUAGACUGGCCAGCAUUUAGCUAACUUCAAACCCUAUGGGUGGGGUGCGCUUUGUUUGAAACUAUUGUCCAUUUCCAUGUUGGAUAACAUCAACUUCAUUGCUUGAAGCAUGAGAAGCAAAGCUAUUCUUUAAAUAGUACUAUACUUUGCUGCCUCCAAAAAUGGAUUUGAUGGAAACAAUUUGUCCAUCAUUUUGCGCUUGCCGAUGUAUUCAUUUCAGAGGAAGAUUCCACAUAUUCAUGUUCGUUCCAGCGCUCAUAUUGGGGGAUGUUUAAGGCCAACAUCUUGAAAAGGGAGGUAUGCAUCUAUAACCAAUCUAUCUAUCCAUGUUAUUGAGAAUGCGUCAGAAUUUGGGACUCGAGUGUCUGUCUUUUCAUUCUCAGGAGGUCCUUCACGUUCAUUUUUUCAGGGAAAACAGGGCAAAGCAUAAGGCAUCAUGCCAAUGGAUGCAUGUCUCGCUAUUUUUAUUGAUGGACAAUUAUAACAUAUCAUGUAUAGACUGUUUGGGUUGAGAUUUGAAUUUGAGUUGCAUAGAAAGAUUAUAUUACGUGAUAGCAUAUAUGUAUACCUUUAUUAAAUAUAGUAAAGAUUAUACAAGAUCUCUUUUUCCUGCAA
Gossypium arboreum is the source of this 3353-nucleotide messenger RNA. RefSeq lists its product as uncharacterized. NCBI's taxonomy places the organism in Eukaryota, Viridiplantae, Streptophyta, Magnoliopsida, Malvales, Malvaceae. Gene Ontology annotation, molecular function: zinc ion binding. Bases 571 to 2724 code for a protein of 717 amino acids. The transcript has 6 exons. The record is from RefSeq and is a predicted model, not a curated record.